Peromyscus californicus insignis is the source of this 1557-nucleotide messenger RNA. It is a transcript of the gene Atp6v0d2, whose product is annotated as ATPase H+ transporting V0 subunit d2. Gene Ontology annotation, molecular function: proton-transporting ATPase activity, rotational mechanism. Lineage: Eukaryota; Metazoa; Chordata; Mammalia; Rodentia; Cricetidae. Gene Ontology annotation, biological process: proton transmembrane transport; vacuolar transport; vacuolar acidification. The transcript has 8 exons. Gene Ontology annotation, cellular component: vacuolar proton-transporting V-type ATPase complex; plasma membrane proton-transporting V-type ATPase complex; proton-transporting V-type ATPase, V0 domain. Bases 1 to 1053 code for a protein of 350 amino acids. The record is from RefSeq and is a predicted model, not a curated record.
AUGUUUGAGACUGCAGAGCUGUACUUCAAUGUGGACCAUGGCUACCUGGAGGGCCUGGUGCGAGGAUGCAAAGCCGGCCUCCUAACUCAGCAGGACUAUGUCAACCUAGUGCAGUGUGAGACCUUGGAAGAUCUGAAAAUUCAUCUCCAGACCACUGAGUACGGCAACUUCCUGGCUAAUGAAACAAACCCUCUCACUGUUUCCAAAAUUGACACAGAGAUGAGGAAAAAGCUCUGUAGAGAGUUUGACUAUUUCCGGAAUCAUUCAUUGGAGCCCCUGAGCACGUUUUUCACCUUCAUGACAUGCAGCUAUAUGAUAGACAAUGUAAUUCUACUGAUGAAUGGGGCAUUGCAAAAGAAAUCUGUGAAAGAAGUUCUAGCCAAGUGUCACCCAUUGGGCCGUUUCACAGAGAUGGAAGCAGUCAACAUUGCAGAGACCACCUCAGAUCUCUUCAAAGCUGUGCUGGUUGAAACACCAUUAGCUCCAUUCUUCCAAGACUGUAUGUCUGAAAAUACUCUCGAUGAACUGAAUAUUGAAUUACUGCGCAAUAAACUAUACAAGUCUUACCUUGAGGCAUUCUACAAAUUCUGCAAGGAUCAUGGUGAUGUCACAGCCGAAAUUAUGUGCCCCAUUCUUGAGUUUGAGGCCGACAGACGUGCUUUAAUCAUCACUCUGAACUCAUUUGGCACUGAAUUGAGCAAAGAAGACAGAGAGACCCUCUUCCCCACCUGUGGCAAGCUCUAUCCUGAGGGGCUGCGUUUGUUAGCUCAAGCUGAAGACUUUGAGCAGAUGAAGAGAGUAGCAGAUAAUUAUGGAAUUUACAAGCCUUUGUUUGAGGCUGUAGGUGGCAGUGGGGGGAAGACAUUGGAAGAUGUGUUCUAUGAGCGAGAGGUGCAAAUGAAUGUGCUGGCGUUCAACAGGCAAUUCCACUAUGGUGUGUUUUAUGCGUAUGUAAAGUUGAAGGAGCAGGAGAUGAGAAAUAUCGUGUGGAUAGCAGAAUGCAUCUCACAGAGACAUCGAACUAAAAUCAACAGUUACAUUCCGAUUUUAUAAGCCAGGGAUGAGGCCUCAAAUGUAGAAACUUAUGCCUGUUGAAAGGAAGUUAUUGAGGGAGGAAAAGGGAUUGUGUCUUACAUUAUCUAGAUUAUACAACAGUAAGUCUUACCUAUCUCCUCUCCAUGAAUUGCACGUCCCCUGGAAGUCUAGUAAACUGAACUUAAAACAAAGUAUUCUCUUUUUAUUUUCAGCAAACCUUAAUCAUUUUUGCCCAUUUAUGUCUCGUUGCUCACUGACCUUACACAGUCAUUUUAGUUGACCCUGUAGUAUUUUCCUGCUCUCAUUUAGUUAUGUUAAAAUUCUACCUAAAUGGGUAUUUCACUCUUCCUUUUUGAUUCUUCUCCCCAAACUCAAACACUGAGUGCCUGAUCUACUUUUUAACUGAAGGUUCCUUCCUUGUAGUCACAAAACUGCAAAGCUGUGUGUAGCCAAUGUAUACCACGUUUGGUGAAUAACAUUAUCUUCUUUUCCCCCCAAGACACUUGAAUUGGUAAGCCUGAG